Raphanus sativus (radish) is the source of this 1848-nucleotide messenger RNA. RefSeq names its product methylmalonate-semialdehyde dehydrogenase [acylating], mitochondrial. Gene Ontology annotation, biological process: L-valine catabolic process; thymine catabolic process. Gene Ontology annotation, cellular component: mitochondrion. The record is from RefSeq and is a predicted model, not a curated record. The coding region runs from base 129 to 1715 and encodes 528 amino acids. Lineage: Eukaryota; Viridiplantae; Streptophyta; Magnoliopsida; Brassicales; Brassicaceae. The transcript has 19 exons. Gene Ontology annotation, molecular function: malonate-semialdehyde dehydrogenase (acetylating, [NAD(P)+]) activity; methylmalonate-semialdehyde dehydrogenase (acylating, NAD+) activity.
CUAUAAGAUGGUAUCUAUCUGAUCUCACUUGCCUCCGGAUCGACAUUUUGAGUCAGCACUCACUCAGCAACUCAAAUCCCCAUAAAAGGGAAGAAAAUCAACAAAAAAAAGAAAAAUCAAAUCAGAAGAUGCUUCUCCGAACUACUCUCCAGCAAGGGAAAAACAAUCUCAGGCCUCGUUUUCUCCGUUGUUUGUUAUCAACUAUGUCAUCAUCUACUCACCCUCCUAGAGUACCAAAUCUAAUUGGAGGAUCUUUCGUUGACUCUCAAGCAUCUUCACAUAUCGAUGUCAUAAACCCUGCAACCCAAGAAGUUGUUUCUCAAGUCCCAUUGACAACUAAGGAUGAGUUCAAGGCCGCUGUGUCCGCUGCGAAGCAAGCUUUUCCUUCUUGGAGAAACACCCCCAUCACCACUCGUCAGCGUGUUAUGCUCAAGUUUCAAGAGCUUAUCCGUAAAAACAUGGAUAAACUUGCUUUGAGCAUUACAACCGAGCAAGGGAAGACCUUAAAGGAUGCACAUGGUGAUAUCUUCCGUGGGCUAGAGGUUGUGGAGCAUGCUUGUGGAAUGGCAACUCUACAGAUGGGUGAAUAUGUCCCCAAUGUGUCAAACGGAGUUGAUACGUAUAGUCUUAGGGAGCCAUUAGGUGUCUGUGCUGGCAUUUGUCCUUUCAACUUUCCUGCUAUGAUUCCUUUAUGGAUGUUUCCCAUUGCGGUGACAUGUGGCAAUACCUUUGUCUUAAAGCCAUCAGAGAAGGAUCCUGGUGCUUCUGUAAUGCUUGCGGAGCUCGCAAUGGAAGCUGGACUACCUGACGGGGUUCUUAAUAUCGUUCACGGUACCAAUGAUACUGUGAAUGCUAUCUGUGAUGAUGAUGAUAUCAGGGCUGUGUCCUUUGUUGGCUCAAACACUGCUGGAAUGCAUAUAUAUGCAAGAGCAGCAGCGAAAGGCAAACGUAUUCAGUCAAAUAUGGGGGCGAAAAAUCAUGGAGUUGUCCUGCCUGAUGCCAACGUCGACGCUACUUUGAAUGCGCUACUUGCUGCUGGAUUUGGUGCCGCUGGACAGAGAUGCAUGGCUCUGAGUACAGUGGUCUUUGUUGGCAGUUCAAAAUCAUGGGAGGAUAAACUUGUCGAGCGAGCUAAAGCCCUUAAAGUCACAUGUGGAACAGAGCCAGAUGCAGACCUGGGUCCUGUGAUUAGUAAACAGGCCAAAGAACGGAUAUGUCGCUUGAUUCAGUCUGGUGUGGACGAUGGUGCUAAACUGUUGCUUGACGGAAGAAAUAUUGUGGUUCCUGGAUACGAGAAAGGGAAUUUUAUCGGUCCUACCAUUAUAUCUGGUGUUACCCCGGACAUGGAGUGUUACAAGGAAGAAAUAUUUGGCCCCGUUCUUGUAUGCAUGGAGGCAAGCAGCUUUGAUGAAGCCAUAGACAUACUGAAUAGAAACAAGUAUGGGAACGGUGCUGCAAUUUUCACUGCAUCGGGCGCUGCGGCAAGAAAGUUCCAGAUGGAAAUAGAAGCAGGACAGAUCGGUAUAAACGUUCCAAUCCCGGUUCCGUUACCGUUCUUCUCCUUUACUGGGAACAAAGCUUCAUUUGCAGGAGACCUGAAUUUCUAUGGCAAAGCUGGAGUAGACUUUUUCACUCAGAUCAAGACUGUGACACAACAGUGGAAGGAUAUUCCGACUUCAGUAUCUCUUGCCAUGCCUACAUCGCAGAAGCACUAAAUAAAACCCAACCUCGCUAUUUUCGUUUUGGAUUUCUCGAAAUAAUAAAUGAAUUGUAUCCAUUUUGAGUUAAUAUCACUUCCGUUUACGUAGUCACAUGCGUAAAAUAAAUAAACACUUCGUUUUGAUUUUA